Molecule: messenger RNA, 5282 nt
Organism: Limulus polyphemus (Atlantic horseshoe crab)
Lineage: Eukaryota; Metazoa; Arthropoda; Merostomata; Xiphosura; Limulidae
Gene: Sf3b1
Product: splicing factor 3B subunit 1
Exons: 22
Coding region: 280-4281 (1333 amino acids)
Biological process (GO): spliceosomal complex assembly
Cellular component (GO): U12-type spliceosomal complex; U2 snRNP; U2-type prespliceosome
Molecular function (GO): mRNA binding
Source: RefSeq, a predicted model, not a curated record
GAGGACAAAUUUCAUUGGUCGCUGAUAGCUACGCUCUUAUGUCGCCAUAUUGGAUCUAAGGAUUAGGCAAAGUUUUAACUUUGUAAUGCUUUAAAAAAGAGGGCACGUGUAAUUUAACUAAAUAUAUGUUUAUUGUAGUUAACAUUAGGUUCUGUCUGUAGUUCAGUGGCUGCCCAUUACCUUCAAAGUGAAAUUUUUAUCAAUUAAACAUUUUAUUUCAGUAAAUAGGCCUUACUAGUUAAGCAGUAAGUUCGAUUAGGCUACAUUUUGGAAAGGAACAUGGCGGCAGCUGCCCCGAAAACAAUUGAAGAAAUUGAAGCACAAAUUAAGGCUAUUCAAGCACAGAAAGCUGGAUUAGCACCCUUAGAUGAAAAUGGAGAAGGAGUACCACUUGCAGCUUCUGAUGGAGCAUAUAUGGAUGAAGAUAUAUAUGGAGGGACCAAGAGCAGGUUUGAUGGCUAUGUUACCUCAAUUGCGGCAAAUGACGAUGCAGAUGCUGAUGAUGAUGAUUAUGAAACAACCUCCCUAAUGCAGAAUAAAAGAACGGGAUAUACUGCUCCCACUGCUUUUUUAAGUGAUGUUAUAGGAUCUGAUAAAGAUUAUGAUCCAUUUGCAGAGAGGAGAAUUCCUCGGAUUGCAGAUAGAGAAGAUGAAUACAGGGCUCAAAGACGUAAAAUGAUGAUAUCUCCAGAGAGAUUGGAUCCUUUUGCAGAUGGGGGUAAGACUCCAGAUGCCAAGUCUAGGACAUUCCAGGUUAUCAUGAAAGAGCAAGCACUGAAUAAAGACCAGAUGGAACUGAGAAAAAAAUUAGUUGAAAAAGCUAAAACUGGAGAAUUAAAACCAGUGGCGAAUGGUGAUGCUACUGCUGUAAAACCAGCCAAACGAAGACGCUGGGAUCAACAAGCUGGUGAUGAAACUCCUUCGACUCCUGCUAAAAAGAAAGCUUCAAGUUGGGAUAUGGCUGAGUCCCAAACACCAUCUCAAAGCAGAUGGGAUGAAACACCAGGCCGUAUUCCUAAAGGCUCGGAAACACCAGGUGCAACUCCUGGGGCUAGCACACGAAUGUGGGAACCUACACCAGCUCAUGCCACUCCUGGUGCAGCCACACCAGGUCAUGAUACUCCUGGCCACAAAGCCACACCGAGUGCUCGUCGCAACCGAUGGGAUGAAACACCCAAAACAGAUAGAGAAACCCCUGGCCAUGGAAGUGGAUGGGCAGAAACUCCACGUACAGAUCGUACUGGAGUAGACUUGAUUCAGGAAACUCCUACGCCGAGUGCUAGCAAAAGAAGGUCUCGAUGGGAUGAAACUCCAGUUUCAAACAUGGGCAAUCAGACUCCUCAGACACCUUCUAUGCUGACUCCUGGAGGAUUGACUCCCAGCAGUAUGACUCCUAGUGCCAUGACUCCAAGUGGAGUGACACCUACAGGUGCAAAAGCCAUGGCUAUGGCCACGCCCACACCAGGUCACUUAAUGGCUAUGACUCCUGAACAACUGCAAGCGUACCGAUGGGAAAGAGAAAUUGAUGAACGAAACAGACCACUGUCAGAUGAAGAACUGGAUUCCAUGUUUCCUCCAGGCUACAAGGUUCUUCAGCCUCCUGCAGGAUAUGUACCUAUUCGUACUCCUGCAAGAAAGCUGACUUCUACCCCUACACCCUUAGCAGGUCUCGGAGGAACACCUUCUGCUGGGGGAGGAUUCUUUUUUCAGAAGGAUGAUCCAAUCAAGAUGCUUGAUACACAGCCUAAAGGAAAUCUGCCUCCCUUGAAACCAGAGGAUAUACAGUAUUUUGACAAGUUACUAGCUGAUGUAGAUGAAGAAUCAUUGAGCCCUGAUGAACAGAAAGAAAGAAAGAUAAUGAAGUUGUUAUUGAAGAUAAAGAAUGGAACACCUCCCAUGAGGAAAGCUGCUUUGAGACAGAUCACAGACAAAGCCAGAGAGUUUGGUGCAGGCCCACUAUUUAACCAGAUAUUACCGUUGCUAAUGUCCCCCACCCUUGAGGAUCAAGAACGACAUCUGCUGGUGAAAGUUAUUGACAGAGUCCUCUAUAAACUUGAUGAUUUAGUGAGACCAUAUGUGCAUAAGAUUUUGGUGGUCAUUGAACCUUUGCUCAUUGAUGAAGACUACUAUGCUAGGGUAGAAGGAAGAGAAAUAAUUUCAAACUUAGCAAAGGCUGCUGGUUUGGCCACUAUGAUCUCUACUAUGAGACCUGAUAUUGAUAACAUAGAUGAAUAUGUCCGUAACACUACAGCUAGAGCUUUUGCUGUAGUAGCUUCAGCUCUUGGAAUUCCAUCACUUUUGCCAUUUCUGAAAGCUGUGUGUCGUAGUAAGAAAUCCUGGCAGGCCAGACACACUGGUAUAAAAAUUGUACAACAAAUAGCUAUCUUAAUGGGAUGUGCCAUUCUUCCUCAUCUCAGAAACUUGGUUGAAAUUAUUGAACAUGGUCUAGUUGAUGAACAACAAAAAGUCAGAACUAUUACAGCCUUGGCAUUGGCUGCUUUGGCUGAAGCUGCAACUCCAUAUGGUAUUGAGUCUUUUGACAGUGUACUGAAACCAUUGUGGAAGGGUAUCAGAACACACAGAGGAAAGGGUCUUGCUGCAUUUUUGAAAGCCAUUGGUUAUCUUAUUCCUUUGAUGGAUGCUGAAUAUGCCAAUUACUAUACCAGAGAAGUGAUGUUGAUCUUGAUCAGAGAGUUCCAGUCUCCAGAUGAAGAAAUGAAGAAAAUUGUCUUGAAGGUGGUGAAGCAGUGUUGUGGUACAGAUGGUGUGGAACCACAGUAUAUUAAAGAAGAAGUUUUACCACAUUUCUUCAAGCACUUCUGGAAUCACAGGAUGGCACUUGACCGACGAAACUACAGACAGUUAGUAGACACAACAGUAGAAAUAGCCAAUAAAGUUGGAGCUGCUGAAAUCAUCAAUCGAAUAGUGGAUGAUUUGAAAGAUGAAAACGAACAGUAUCGUAAAAUGGUGAUGGAGACCAUAGAAAAAAUAAUGGGUAAUUUAGGAGCAGCAGACAUUGAUUCCCGCUUAGAAGAACAACUGAUUGAUGGAAUUCUUUAUGCUUUUCAAGAACAAACUACAGAAGAUAUGGUAAUGCUGAAUGGAUUUGGAACAAUUGUCAAUGCUCUUGGGAAGAGAGUGAAGCCAUAUUUACCACAAAUAUGUGGUACCAUCUUGUGGAGGUUAAACAACAAAUCAGCCAAAGUUCGGCAACAAGCUGCUGACCUUAUCUCCCGUAUUGCCGUUGUCAUGAAGACUUGCCAAGAAGAAAAGUUGAUGGGCCAUUUGGGUGUGGUCUUGUAUGAGUAUCUAGGAGAAGAAUAUCCAGAAGUCCUGGGUUCCAUUCUAGGAGCAUUAAAAGCAAUUGUUAAUGUAAUUGGCAUGCACAAAAUGACUCCACCAAUAAAGGAUUUACUUCCUCGUUUGACACCCAUUCUUAAAAAUAGACAUGAGAAAGUACAAGAAAAUUGUAUCGACCUGGUUGGACGUAUAGCAGACAGGGGAGCGGAAUAUGUCUCGGCUAGAGAGUGGAUGAGAAUCUGUUUUGAAUUGCUAGAGUUGCUGAAAGCUCACAAAAAAGCAAUUCGCCGAGCGACUGUCAACACCUUUGGUUACAUUGCAAAAGCCAUAGGCCCUCAUGAUGUAUUAGCAACACUUUUGAACAAUUUGAGGGUUCAAGAAAGACAGAAUCGUGUGUGCACAACUGUAGCCAUUGCCAUUGUGGCAGAGACCUGUUCUCCCUUUACAGUCCUUCCAGCUCUGAUGAAUGAGUAUCGAGUUCCUGAGCUGAAUGUCCAAAAUGGAGUCUUAAAGUCUUUAUCUUUCUUAUUUGAAUACAUUGGUGAGAUGGGUAAAGAUUACAUCUAUGCAGUUACCCCCCUGUUGGAAGAUGCUUUAAUGGACAGGGAUUUAGUUCACAGACAGACAGCUUGUGCUGCUAUUCAGCACAUGGCUCUUGGAGUAUAUGGAUUUGGCUGUGAAGAUGCUCUUGUUCAUCUCCUCAACUAUGUUUGGCCCAACAUAUUUGAAACUUCUCCCCAUUUAGUACAAGCUUUUAUGGGUGCUGUGGAAGGAUUGCGAGUAGCAUUAGGCCCCAUAAAAAUUCUGCAAUAUUCAUUACAGGGAUUGUUUCAUCCAGCUCGAAAGGUUCGAGAUGUGUAUUGGAAAAUCUAUAACACACUGUAUAUCGGAGGUCAAGAUGCCCUGGUUGCUGGCUAUCCAAGAAUUCCUGAUGAUAACAGAAACAACUUUGUUCGACAUGAGCUAGAUUAUAUUCUCUGAACUAGCUGUGUUUCAUCAUAUAAGCUGAUCAAGUGGUUUAUCUCAGAAUUUUAUAGUGGAAUGAGCUAAUUUGUCAAAAAUCUUGGAAGCCUCAUUCAUCAGUAUACCAAUAAUACAGAAUUAAACAUAGGUCAAACUAAAGCUGAUUUUAAGUUUUGAUACGUUGCUGAUUAAUAUUCUGCAAAUGAUUUUUUCUUUAAACAUUUAUUUUAUGAAUUUAUUUUGACACAAUUCAGGUACGAGUGUCAUGUAAUGGUAACAUUUCCCACCUAAUUCGUGAGUAGUGUAACACUGCAAUUUAAAACAGUUUAAUUCUAUUCAGUAAAUAUGUUUUUGUACAAACCAGUGGAUCUCUAGUGUAUAUGUAUGUAAACUGUUAAAAAUGACUAAAAUUUCUAAAAACUCUACUAUUAAACAAACCUGUCAUUAGUUUUAUCUAACGUCAGUUGAUAGAAUUCUGAGUCAUGUUAUUCAUAAAUGGUUUGAGAAAUUAAAGUACCACAUUGAACAUAAGGUUUUUAAUAUGGAAUUACUUGUAGUAAUAUUAAGUAGCUUUUUUGAGAACUAGCCAUAAAGAUUGUAUGUGGUUAAAUAGCUGCAAUUUAUAUGUUAUGGUAUUAUUAGUGUAUUCAGCUGUUUGAUAUAAUUUCUUUUUUUUUAUGUGAUAGUAAUUGGCAGGGUGUAGAAAGAACUGUAUUAGAUAUCUUAACUUCCUAAUUUUAUUAUUUUAGGCAGUUAUUUCCCAAGGUAGUGUCCACACAUAACUGUAUGUCUGUUUAGAUAUUUGUAUCAGCACAUGGUUGUAGGGAAUAAUAUUGUUGGAUUUAAGUACUGGUUAAUACCAUAGUCUGUUAACCACAUAAUGUACAGUUUAUGUUUCUAUUUUUAUGCAUACUCCUUCCCCUUCCCUCAAAUGUAUUUGUAUAACAUCUUAAAAUGGUAAUGACCAGAUGUAAAUGUGCUUCUUUGUAAAAUUAUCAAUAAAUGGUUCACGUACUAUA